AUGCUGCCUCACAUGACACUUACCAGCCUGUCCUGGAUGUUGCUCUCUUGCCUGAUGCUCUUAUCUCAGGUGCAAGGUGAAGAUGUCAAGGAAGAUGUGCCCUCUUCACGAAUCAGCUGCCCCAAAGGCUCCAGAGCCUAUGGCUCCUAUUGCUAUGCCUUGUUUAGGAUUCCUAAAUCCUGGUUUGAUGCAGAUCUGGCCUGCCAGAAGAGGCCCGAAGGACACCUUGUGUCUGUGCUCAGUGGAUCUGAGGCUUCCUUUGUGUCUUCCAUGGUUAGAAGCAGUGUGAACAAUGCCCAGUAUGUGUGGAUUGGGCUCCAUGAUCCUACACUGGGCCAAGAACCCAAUGGAGAUGGAUGGGAGUGGAGCAAUGCUGAUGUGAUGAAUUUCUUCAACUGGGAGGUGUCUCCUUCCAGUUCUUCAGGUGGUUAUUGUGGCAGCCUGUCACGAAACUCAGGAUAUCUGAAGUGGAAAAAUUAUUAUUGUGACUCAGAGUUACCAUAUGUCUGCAAGUUCAAAGCCUAG
This is a messenger RNA of Onychomys torridus (southern grasshopper mouse), 525 nucleotides long. Its product is annotated as regenerating islet-derived protein 3-gamma-like. Gene Ontology annotation, molecular function: peptidoglycan binding; oligosaccharide binding; signaling receptor activity. Gene Ontology annotation, biological process: response to peptide hormone; antimicrobial humoral immune response mediated by antimicrobial peptide; positive regulation of cell population proliferation. Lineage: Eukaryota; Metazoa; Chordata; Mammalia; Rodentia; Cricetidae. Bases 1 to 525 code for a protein of 174 amino acids. The record is from RefSeq and is a predicted model, not a curated record. The transcript is spliced from 5 exons.